UCUCAGCUAGUACAUUUCGCUUUCCCAGACCCAGUGGAACACCAAAUAUGUUGGAAACAAAAGAAGAUUUGAAAACUGACAACGAAGGUUCUUUCAUGGAAAUUUUGGACCGUAAGGAUUUGGCCGUACCAGCGCUACAAUGGACCCUUACAUGCUUUACUAUUUUUUACUGGGUGAUGGGGAUAGCGAUGGUGUGCGGGGCACUGUGGGGGAUACUUGAACUGCAAAAGUACGUGGAUUUGCCGUCAGACAUGUCCGGAAAUGCUCCGUAUCUGUUGAUGGGCCUCGGGGUAUUCACGUUAAUCAUCAGCUCUUUCGCCUUCUCCUGCAUCUACAGGGAACAAACGCUGUUGAUUUACAUUUAUGCAGGUUGUUUAGCCUGCGUGUUCGUGAUAAACAUAGGACUGAUGGUAUCGGUGGUCUGCUACAAGAACGCGUUGUAUAAAGGCCUCUUCGACGGACUCACGCGGACCAUUCAUAAUUACAAUCCAGACACAACCAAUUUUGACUUUGCUCAAUCAACGUUCCAGUGCUGUGGUGUUACAAAUUACACGGAUUGGAUAAAAUCGUCGCCAACGAAGGUGAUCCCGACAUCCUGCUGUGUCGACCCAACCAACUGCGUCACCGCCAACUACGGCGAUGUAUACACCAAGGGUUGUUACGCCUUGAUAAAGGAAUACAUAGAGAGAAACAUGCCCACAAUAACGGUUGCGACGGGGGGUUUGAGCACGAUGCCGGUCAUAGGCAGUCAAAUUGCCUUCGCACUCGCCCAGUACACCUCUCACAGCAAGAUGUACACUGACGCGCAAUAUGCAGCAUAUUUCACCUAAUUCUCUAAGUCUUGUACAACAAAAAUGUCUUUUUAAAUAAUUAGUUGCCGCCUUCAAAUUACACUUCAACUAUGUUAAUCUCCUCCUCUAGGCGUAUUGCUCAUGCCUGAUGUUCAUGGCCAUCACUAUCAUCUCUACCUAAAGUCUACAUAAGUUUAACCAAAUCUAUAAUCUUCCAAACAUUUGUUUUUUUUAUUUAUGUCUAAUUGAAAUAAUAUUUUCACUCCUCUCCUUCA
Papilio machaon (common yellow swallowtail) is the source of this 1066-nucleotide messenger RNA. RefSeq names its product tetraspanin-7. The coding region runs from base 48 to 830 and encodes 260 amino acids. The record is from RefSeq and is a predicted model, not a curated record. NCBI's taxonomy places the organism in Eukaryota, Metazoa, Arthropoda, Insecta, Lepidoptera, Papilionidae. The transcript is spliced from 5 exons. Gene Ontology annotation, cellular component: membrane.